AUGAACAUGUUUGUAUACAUUGCAAAGAUUAUGGCUUUUGUGCAUAGUGAAGAUGGGGAUAUUAUUGAUUGCAUUGACCUUAAUAAGCAGCCAGCUUUUGAUCACCCUGCUUUGAAAGAUCACAAAAUCCAGAUGGCUCCCACUAAAAAUUCAGCAAAGAAGGAACCUAUUGAAUGGAGCAAAAGUAGAAGCAAAACAAAGGAUGCUGAAGAUUCAUUAUCAUUGAGGGUGUUAACUUCCCAAAUAUGGAAGAAAAGUGGAACAUGUCCAGAAGGAACAAUACCUAUUAGAAGAAUAAGAAAGAAUGACAUGCUUAAGGCUCCUUCAAUUGAAGAAUAUGGAAGGAAGAAACCUAGCUUCUCUCCCACUAGACAAGUUCAUGAGAAUCUUGACUCCUAUGUACCACUAAGAAAUCACUCUAAGGCAAUAUUGUUCGCAGUAGGGUUCAGGUACUUGGGAGCAAAAGCAGACAUAAAUGUAUGCUGGCCAUUUGUUGAGAAAGAUGAUGAAUUCAGCACUGCACAGAUUUCUCUCCUCACUGGCUCUUAUCAGCACUUUGAAUCUGUUCAAUCUGGAUGGGCGGUCAAUCCGGGUGUAUAUGGUGAUAGACAAACUCGUGUGUUCGUAUAUUGGACGGCUGAUGGUUCAAACAAAACGGGUUGCUUUGAUCUAACAUGUCCUGGUUUUGUUCAAACUAGUAAAGAAAUUGCAUUAGGUGCUGCAAUUUAUCCAAUCAUUCCAGUUCCCGGUGACCUUCCAUACGAUAUAAAUAUUUACAUCUAUAAGGACAUUAUAACCAACAAUUGGUGGGUGCAAUAUGGAGAGAAGACAAACAUAGGGUAUUGGCCAGCAGAGCUAUUUGAAACAUUAUGUUACAAUGCUGAUUCUGUGGAAUGGGGUGGUGAAGUUUAUAGCUCUAAGAUUUUACACUAUCCUCACACUAAAACAAACAUGGGCAAUGGUAAAUUUGGCUCACAACCCAACUCUGCCUACUUCAAAAGGAUGAGAAUUCAUGAUAACUCUGAGUCUUUGAAAUUUCCUGAAUAUGUUGAUCGCUACUCUGAUGAAUAUAAUUGCUAUGAUGUUAGGUUUCUUGGGGAUUAUGUUGAAGAUCCUGAGUUAUAUUAUGGUGGUCCUGGCUCAAGUGACUAUAAUUAUAUGUGCCUUUAA
Messenger RNA from Arachis duranensis, 1170 nucleotides. RefSeq lists its product as uncharacterized. The coding region runs from base 1 to 1170 and encodes 389 amino acids. NCBI's taxonomy places the organism in Eukaryota, Viridiplantae, Streptophyta, Magnoliopsida, Fabales, Fabaceae. The transcript is spliced from 7 exons. The record is from RefSeq and is a predicted model, not a curated record.